Molecule: messenger RNA, 741 nt
Organism: Phalaenopsis equestris
Lineage: Eukaryota; Viridiplantae; Streptophyta; Magnoliopsida; Asparagales; Orchidaceae
Product: TBC1 domain family member 22B-like
Exons: 6
Biological process (GO): activation of GTPase activity
Molecular function (GO): GTPase activator activity
Source: RefSeq, a predicted model, not a curated record
AUGGCGAUUCUCCGGAUAGAGGGGGCAACACUUCGGAUGGAGCUGGUAGAGGCAGAAGCGAGCUGCGACCCUUGCUGCAGUGCAAGGGCGGGAAUAGCAGCGAAUCAGACGGCACAGAGAAGCUUGCUUUUCUCAUUUCUGACAGUCGUCAAAGGCGCUUAUUUUGCGCUAGAAGUUUGUGAUACGUGUUUUAAAUUUGGGGCUGCAUUGCCAUUUAUGCUUUUCUUUUUUCUGUUUUUCUUACAUCAUCUUAGAUAUGAUUUAUCCAAAAUUUGUUUUAGGGCUAUCCGCCAUCCAGCAAGUGGAUAUGUCCAAGGAAUCAACGACCUUGUCACUCCAUUUUUAGUAGUAUUCUUGGAAGAGCAUCUUGAUGGAAAUAUGGAGAGUUGGGACAUUUCACAUCUUUCUCCACAAACAAUCUCCAAUAUUGAAGCCGACUGUUAUUGGUGUCUUUCUAAGCUGCUUGAUGGCAUGCAGGACCAUUACACAUUUGCUCAGCCGGGAAUACAACGUCUUGUCUUUAAGUUGAAAGAACUUGUUCGUCGAAUUGAUGAACCUGUUUCAAGACACAUGGAUGAACAAGGACUCGAGUUUCUUCAGUUUGCUUUUCGUUGGUUCAAUUGUCUCUUGAUACGAGAGAUCCCUUUUCAUCUCGUUACACGACUGUGGGAUACAUACCUGGCCGAAGGAGAUUCAUUACCGGAGUUUCUUGUGUAUAUAUCUGCCAGUUUUCUCUUAACG